Naumovozyma dairenensis CBS 421 is the source of this 2001-nucleotide messenger RNA. RefSeq names its product Hsp70 family ATPase SSQ1 (gene SSQ1). The record is from RefSeq and is a predicted model, not a curated record. The transcript has a single exon. Gene Ontology annotation, molecular function: heat shock protein binding; misfolded protein binding; ATP hydrolysis activity. NCBI's taxonomy places the organism in Eukaryota, Fungi, Ascomycota, Saccharomycetes, Saccharomycetales, Saccharomycetaceae. Bases 1 to 2001 code for a protein of 666 amino acids. Gene Ontology annotation, biological process: cellular response to unfolded protein; protein refolding. Gene Ontology annotation, cellular component: mitochondrion; cytoplasm.
AUGUUGAGAAGGUUUACCACAACAACCAAUCACAAUCGUAUAGCAAGAUUAUGCAUAUCUACAUUGAAAAGAACAAUUUCAUCAAAGGUAAUAGGAAUCGACUUAGGUACAACAAAUAGUGCAGUAGCAUACAUUCGAGACGCCAACGAUAAGAAAUCUGCUGUUAUAAUUGAAUCUGACCAAGGUCAACGUACCACCCCGUCAAUUGUAGCAUUCUCCCGAAACAGUAGUAACAAAACGAGCACAGGUGAUGAGUAUGAGUAUUCAAGCAUUGUGGGUACAUUAGCUAAGAGACAAGCUAUAAUUAAUCCAGAAAAUACAUUCUUCGCUACAAAGAGACUCAUUGGUAGAUCAUUUAAUGAUGAAGAAGUACAACGAGAUAUUAAAUUGAUGCCGUAUAAGAUUUGUAAUGUUGAUGGGAAGGCGUAUUUGAAACUUUCAAACUCGAAUGAGGUGAAAUCCCCCAGUGAGAUUGCAUCAAUAUUGUUGAAAUAUUUGAAGAAUUGUUCUGAAUCUUAUUUAAAUGAACCCAUUGAUAAAGCUGUCAUUACUGUCCCGGCAUAUUUUAAUGAUUCACAAAGACAAGCCACUAAGGAUGCUGGUAAAUUAGCUGGAUUGAAAGUGUUAAGAGUCGUUAAUGAACCUACAGCUGCUGCGUUAAGUUUUGGAAUGGAUGAUAUUAAGAAGAAUUCUGGGAUCAUUGCAGUUUAUGACUUAGGUGGUGGGACUUUUGAUAUCUCCAUAUUAGAUAUCGAAGAUGGUGUUUUUGAGGUGAGAGCAACCAAUGGUGAUACUCAUUUAGGUGGUGAAGAUUUUGAUGCUAUUAUAGUUAACCAUCUAUUAGAUCAAUUUAUCAAGAGUAAUUCAGAGCUAGACCGUGAAUUGAUAUGUGCAAAUAGAGAAAUAAUGCAACGACUCAGGGAGGCUGCCGAAAAAUGUAAGAUUGAAUUAUCUCAUGUUCAUGAAACUACUAUCAAAUUACCCUUUCUCUAUGAUGAUAAGCAUUUAAAUAUUACGUUGAAGGAAUCUGAAUUAGACGGCAUGACGUUACAUUUAAUUAAUAAGACCAUUGAACCAGUGAAGAGGGCAUUAAAGGAUUCUGAUAUUGAACCAGAUGAUGUGGACGAUGUGAUACUUGUUGGGGGAAUGACACGAAUGCCCAAGAUUAGGAAAACUGUUGAAAAUUUAUUUGGUAAGAAACCAAAUAUUACUGUUAAUCCUGAUGAAACUGUUGCUCUGGGGGCUGCUAUUCAAGGUGGGAUUCUAUCGGGGGAAAUCAAAAAUGUCUUACUAUUAGAUGUGACACCAUUAACUUUAGGUAUUGAAACUUUUGGAGGUGCAUUUGCACCAUUAAUUCCAAGAAAUACUACUGUUCCUGUGACUAAGACAGAAGUGUUUAGUACAGGUGUCGAUGGACAAACUGGUGUAGAUAUUAAAGUUUAUCAAGGUGAACGUGGUCUGGUACGUGAUAAUAAAUUAAUUGGAGAUUUUAAAUUGACAGGAAUUCCACCUAUGCUUAAAGGUAUUCCACAAAUUUUUGUAACAUUUGAUAUUGAUGCAGAUGGUAUUAUUGAUGUUUCUGCCUCUGAGAAAAGUAGUGGUAAAGAACAAUCUAUUACAGUGGUACCUAAAUCAGGUCUUACUGAGGAUGAGAUUAAUAAAUUAAUUGAAGAAGCCAAUGCUAAUAGAAGUAAUGAUAAUUUAAUUAGACAAAGAUUAGAAUUAAUUACUAAAGCUGAUAUUAUGAUUAGUGACACAGAAUUAUCAUUUGCGAAAUAUAAAGGACUAAUCUCUAAAGAUGAUCAAUAUGAAUCCAUUGUGAAUGAAUUGAAAGAAUUGCGUUUUAUGAUUAAUAAAUUUAAGGAAAACGAAAAUGAUUUAUCGAUUGAUGUUAAUAUUAUCAAGAAAUCAACAGAUUCCUUACAGAAUAAAGCAUUUAAAUUAUUUGAACGUGUGACUAAAGCACAAGCAGCUGCAGAUCAGAAGGAAUCAAAGAAAUAG